UACUAACAGGAAUGCCAUUUGAAUGAAGAACAAUUAUAGAAGUAAGGAAGUUCUUGAUUGGAAUUUACAGUGGAUCUGAAAUGGGAUCAAUCGCAGAUGACUAGAAGGUUAUCUGUUGUUUUCCGGAUCAAUGCAAUCAGGUAUGACGGCGGGUAAGGUCAGUUACUCAAAUGCUUUAGUAGUUAAGUUAGUUAAUGUGGCAAAAUUUGAUCUGUAUAUUUCCAAACAAUAUUUUGUAGGAAAAGUUGCAUGAUUUUCCAAUUAAUAGGUAAGUUGCACUUCAAUUUUGUUUGUUCAUUUUUUUUCUUUUGUUUUUUUAAUGAACAAUUGAAUUAUUUAUCCGUUCUCCCUCGGCUCAUUAAGUUAAACAUGCGUUAUAUUUGGUACUUCAGUUAUCUUUUUGAUAAACAGAACUAAUGAAUUAAUGAAGUUCAACCAUUAUUGUUGGAAUUGAACUAAAACUGCUGCAGCUAAUUACGGUACUCAUGCGGAGUAUGUUGUGUAAUAUUGAGUAUUCAAGUUCCAUUGACUAUGUUGAUCCCGUCCGAAUCAUUCCAAGCCAUAACUCCAGUUAAUGAUGGUUCAAUCUUUAAGAGCCAUUAGAGGUUUAUAAUAAACCAUUUAGCAGAAAAGGAUUCGUUAGUUAGCGUAAACAAAAAGAACUGUAGUAUAAGAUCAUCUGAUACUUCUAGUGGAUAAAAGGGUUGAUUGCAAUCUGAUACUAUACUCCACUUUAGAUGUUUAGUAUUAGUAGUGUUUGCAUCGUCAUCAUCAUCAUAACAAACUACUUAUUCUACUGCAUCUGAUCCAUUCAUAGUUGGCAACUUGGCAUACCAAACAGUGAGUAACCUAUCGAAAGGAACCAAUGCUUUGUCCAUCAUUCUACUUGUCCUUUAUAUCCUUCUCUAUUCCUCUACACCCUUUUUAAGUGACCGAAAAAGGGUUCCUCUGUAAUUGUUCAAUGAGUCGAAACUCCACCUGAGCACCAUAUUUUGUUAUUACUCUAUGCAAACAACUUUUAUGUUCCAUCUAAUAAAAGCAGUGAGAAAGAAACCAAUGUCCAGCUGUUGCCGAGAUGAGCUUUCUUAAGGCCUCUGCCCCCUACACUGGAAUGAUCACCAUUCAAUUAGUCUAUGGUGGUUCAAACAUUCUUAGCAAGAUAGCCUUGGAGCAUGGGAUGAGUUUUCUAGUGUUCGUCGUGUAUCGGCAUAUCAUUGCGACGGCCAUCUUAUCUCCUCUUGCGUAUUUCCUUGAAAGGAACGAGCGGCCUUCGCUCUCAAUCCCCAUACUUAUGAAAAUCUUCAUUCUCGCACUGUUUGGGAUUACAGUACAUCAAAAUGUCUACUACGCAGGGCUGGAUCACACAUCACCGAUGGUGGCGAGCGCCUUGAGCAAUGUCAUUCCGGCUCUCACUUUCCUUCUCGCAGUCCUCUUGAGGAUGGAGAAGGUGAGAAUAAGAAGUGCAACAGGAGGGGCCAAGUUGAUAGGCACCAUAUUUUGUAUUAGUGGGGCUUUAGUUUUUACAUUUUGGAAAGGGCCUUUAUUUAGGGGCUUUGUUAAGAGACCUCUAAUUGUUGUGCAUGACCAUGGAAAGGUGCAUGGUAAAGAGAAUUGGAUCCAAGGUUCUCUUCUUAUUCUAGCCAGCCAUAUUGCUUUUAGUGUCUGGCUCAUCCUUCAGGCGAAGGUGUACGAGGUCUAUCCCGCAAGAUUGUCAAUGAACGCCUUGAUUUGCUUCUGCGCAUCAUUUCAAUCGCUGCUGCUCGCCCUAAUCUUCGAGAAGAACACAUCAUCUUGGCAAUUGGGCUGGAACAUGCAGCUAGUAACCAUCAUCUACUGUGGGACAGUGAUAUCCUGCCUCUCAUACUACCUGCUAACAUAUUGUAUUAGUGAGAGGGGCCCUGUUUUUGCUGCCAUGUUCACUCCCCUGCUUCUUGUCAUUGUUGGAAUAUUCUCGGCCGCGUUCUUCGCCGAACGACUUCAUGUAGGCAGCUUGAUUGGGGCCUUCAUCAUAAUCGCGGGACUGUACUGCGUGUUAUGGGGUAAAAGUAGGGAGUGCGGCAAGAAUGGCGAUAAAAGGCGCGAUGUCGAGAGUACAACAGUCACAGCUGUUCUCCCAGUAUCAACAUCAAACAAUGAUACACAGCUUACACCACAAGAGGGGACAAUUUGAUUACUUUUUGUAUUGAAGGAUCAUAGACAAUCUAUAAGUUACAGUUUUUAGUUUCUAACAUAAUUUUGCAUUUAAAGAUGAACUUAAGCAGCUUGUUGAGAUUAAUUAAUGCCAUUCAUGUAGAAAUUAAUAAGAUGCUUUAUAGCAUACACUUCUAUUGUUGGUGGAGAGUAAUGGUUAAUAAUGAUUAGGUACCUUUUUUA
Molecule: messenger RNA, 2373 nt
Organism: Ananas comosus (pineapple)
Lineage: Eukaryota; Viridiplantae; Streptophyta; Magnoliopsida; Poales; Bromeliaceae
Product: WAT1-related protein At5g64700-like
Exons: 6
Coding region: 1076-2170 (364 amino acids)
Cellular component (GO): plasma membrane
Molecular function (GO): transmembrane transporter activity
Source: RefSeq, a predicted model, not a curated record